UAAAUUAAUGACAACUGACAAACCACAAAGUGACAGAUAUCGCACAACAAUAGAAAAUGGAUGUCUUCCGAUAAAAUUUAAACAAUAUUAUUAUUUUUUUACUUUAGUUUCUAUAAAGUAGUUUUGUAUAUUAGUGAUACAUACAUCAUAAUUAUUAGUCACAUUUAUAUUAAAUCAUAUAAAAUGAUAUCACGAAAGGGACAGAAAGCUAUCAAUGAAGGGGUUGUCGGUAAAUAUGUGAAAAAAGAUACUCCACCUGAUUUGCCAAUAAUAAAUGUUUGGACGACUGGGAACAAUAGACGGCCACGCAGCCAGCCUUUCGGAUCCAGUGAUACAAAUACUCAAAGUAUUGAAAAUAAAUUCGGUAAAUCUCAAACAAUGAGUGGUCAUGCUGGAAAGUAUACUCCUAGUGAGUCUGUACCUAACUUAGCACACAGAUUUGCUGGUUUGUCUACUACUGGUGAUACUGCUAGCACUUCCAGCAACUUUAACUCUCAGUUUCACUUAGACACUAAUUUGGCAUCUCAUUCAACAUUAAACGAAAUUGAUGAAUCAUUUAGUCGUCAGACCAGCCAUCGAUAUUAUAGACAAACUCAACAAGAAGACCCUAUAUAUCAGAAUCAACAGCAGGUAUCAUAUGUACAACAGCAAAAACAACAACAAUAUAGUUCCAGGGAGUCUAGUAUGCCACGAAUAUCAUCAAACUUAAGUCUGACACCUCGACUUCAUCCUCCAUCCCCGCAUUCAAUUAGACUCCAUUGCACAGAAUCUUAUACAACAGCAAGUCAAUCUUCACCAAUAUAUUCCAAUUAUGUCAAUACUCCUGCCCUUCCGUACCACAAUAAAGGUCAUGGUGGAAAUAUAAUUUCUUCUAGCCAGGGUUCUGAAGAGUGUGAGUUGCCCCUACCGCCUGGCUGGUCAGCAGAUCGCACUUUAAGGGGGCGCCGCUAUUACAUGGAUCACAAUACUCAGACCACACACUGGACGCAUCCGCUCGAAAGUGUUCCGCGUCCCUGGCACCGUGUGUCCACUCCACACCAUGGCGUUUAUUACUUUAAUGAAAUAACUCAUCAGACGACAUAUGCCCAUCCAUGCUUAGUGGGAGGGUGCUACUUAGUCAGUCCUCUAGUGCCUACUCUUGUUCCACCAUACCUUCUGGAGGAAAUACCACACUGGCUUAUAGUUUAUUCAAAAGCUGAUCAAGAACUAGACCACAAGUUGAGAUGGAAUAUGUUCCGUUUGAGUGAACUUGAUUGUUAUUCAGAUAUGCUGACAAGACUUUAUAAACAGGAGCUUCAGCUAAUUGUUAUGAAAUAUGAGCAAUACAGAUCUGCUUUAUUACAAGAACUUGAAAGAAGAAGGCAUGCCAAGGCUUGUCAUGCACAUUCAAAUUAUUAAGUCAAACAUAAAUGCCCUAAUGAGCUGUGAUUUAAUAUAUAAGAUAAAAUGUACAUAAAGAAUUAACUAUGAAAA
Vanessa tameamea is the source of this 1473-nucleotide messenger RNA. It is a transcript of the gene sav, whose product is annotated as scaffold protein salvador. The transcript is spliced from 10 exons. The record is from RefSeq and is a predicted model, not a curated record. Gene Ontology annotation, molecular function: molecular adaptor activity; protein binding. Lineage: Eukaryota; Metazoa; Arthropoda; Insecta; Lepidoptera; Nymphalidae. Gene Ontology annotation, biological process: hippo signaling; negative regulation of cell population proliferation; apoptotic process. The coding region runs from base 184 to 1398 and encodes 404 amino acids. Gene Ontology annotation, cellular component: cytosol.